GAAGAUCAAGAUUCGAAUUGCUAACUUCACGUUUUUGAUCGUCAUUGUUGAAGACCCGGAAAGAAAUUCGGUAUAUUUUCUCUCCUUGCAUCAGUGUAUUCUGAAUCGUCAUCACAUCUUUGAUCUUUGAUUACGCAGUUCAGGAGAGAGUAAAUUUUCACUGAAAAUUUGAUUUAAAAAGUUGAUUUCCAGUGCAGGAUGGCUGGCGUAUGGAAACUCACACGGUUUACGUAGAAAAGACGAGUCCUCAGUCCCGUGUACGUAAAUCUGUGUCAUUUUGUGACUGUCAGUAAGGAGACUAAAGAAUCGUGGCAGAUCCCAUCGUCAUUUUUUUGUUUUACUGCUACUUGUGUGAGACUGCUUGGCUGCAACUAUGCUGUAUGUUUUUCUUGUGAACACGGGAGAGAUGCUGACUCUUGAUAUGGCUCUCACGAUGGAGAGCGUUCAGCAGCUUCAUGAUACUCUAUCAGAUGACUAUCAGAUCCCUUAUGAGAAGCAAGUCUUAUUGAUCAGCGGAGGGCAGAGUUUAGAUCCGCAGAUGAGAGUAUGCAGUUACAGUGCUGGCACAGACACUAACCCCAUCUUCCUGUUCAGUAAAGGGACCAUAGAAUCGGCAAAUCCGCCAGUGACUACCAGCAUGUCACAGACAAAGGAAGACAACCUCAAGCUUCAGGUCGAAGGACUCAAGAACCUGCCUCCUAGCUACAGUGCUGUAGUGGCACGCACCCAACUAGCCCUGCAAUUCCAUGAAGUAGCCAAGGAGAAAUUGAGGGUCUGCGAGGGAUUGAUACACAAUCAACAUUUACAACAACAAGGUUGGAUGGCUGUUAUAGCUAACUUGGAUGACAUUACUAGUGCCUUUCAACAAAGAGCACUCGUCUUCCAGCAGAACAUAGCAGACUUCCUCACUGACAGACCCAACUUUCUUCAGCGCCUUGAAGAGUUUGGAGACAUCAUUCACAUCCUUGAGAAGACGCCUCUUCUACCUUGCCUCAGGGAUGGUGAUCGGUCUCCAUGCGACCAUGAGGAGAGGGAUGUAUCCCUUAUGAUGUGGAUCAGUAGACAGGACCAGAGGAGUACUCUACAACAAAUGGCUGUGCAGUGUAGUAAAGUACUUGACCAGUUCAAUCAACCAGUCCUUGAUGCCUUGGGCAGUGAUAUUAAAUCAUGCUUAGAGGCUGUGAGUAACCCAGGAAUGAAAGAAAUCAAAGGUCUUGGAGAAAGACUAUUUGGUCUAGAGCAGCUGUUAUUACAAGCUCGUAAACUCCUCAAUGAACAGGCUGAAAUGGCUCAGGGGCUUGUUCAGAACCAGACCCGCGCUAGUAAUGUGAAAGACCCCUCAGUGCUACCGGACCUAUGCCUGAGUCAUCAGCAGCAGCUAACGGUCAUGUACAAGAAGCAUCUACAACUCAUAGACAUGAGCAGGAGAUGUGAGAUAGCAAAGGAGGAGCUCUGUCAAAACCUACAUGUCAGAUUAAGAUGGGUAAUGUAUGUAGAGCAGCAGGUCAGCAGUGUCCAUGGUAAGAUGUUGGUAUACCAUGAGAACCUGAAGAGACUACGCAAACGUUUGGAGAUAAUCCGUCAGGUCUGCAUGACGCCAAAGCUCUACGCUUCUGCUGUAGUAGAGGUGUGCAGGAGACGCCGUUACAACACACAGUAUCAAGAGUGGUCUGGGAGGAUAAGUGAGACAUCAGUGUGUGAACAUGCAGAAGAAUUGAAGAGGAGAAAAGAGUUUGCUUCACUCAUGCAUAACCACUUCCUCAAUGCACUCUUCCCUGGGUUCUAUGAACUGCCUCCAACGUUUGCAACAACACCCCCUGGUAACUAUGACAACUCCUUACCUAAUAUCAUGGACAAAGAUAUUCUUCUACUCAGGGAAAAGGUGCCUGAAUUAGCUGAAAGUCUAGAGCUUCCAUCCAAUCAACACUUCUCAUGUGUUACCUCACUACAUACUAAGCAGCUGCCAUCUCGUCCACUCUCGAUAGAGAUUGAAACUCAGACCGAACUCCUUUCGGAGGAACUUUCAUGCCAUCCUCCGCCCUCACCGCCUCCACAGCCUCUUACUGAAAACAAUGCUGAAGCGAUCUCUGAUCAAACAUCAAAAGAUGAUGACUCUGAUGGUGCAAUUACACUCGAGGAUGGCAAGGAUCCAAGGGAUAGACCGGGUUUAGAAAGUCAACUCAGCCAGCCAAGACUGUUAUCUCUUGACAUGCCUCAGACGAAUGAUAUUAUUCUGUCUCCAGACACGCCAGAGCUUGACGCAAAGUUUGAGUCCGUUUACAGGGAUGCUCCCUUCUCGUCUCUGCUUCCUGAAGUCGACAGUGAGUUUCAUUCGGCGAUCGGUAGCCCCAUGGAUGAAGGUUUGGUGAAGAAGGCCAAGAUGGAUCAGAUCCUGCCGGUUCUUAGACCCAUGGAGGAGAAUCAGACCCUGAAACAACAGCUCCAAGAGAGAGAAAAGAUACUUGAAGAGCUUGAAGAGAGGAAGAUGGUCCUUGAGAAAAAGCUCAGCGAUUCAGAAUCCAUGAUUGGUGACCUGCAGGAAAGCGUAAGCACUCGGUCGCAACGUCUUGAGGAAUCUCAGAACACCGUUGACUGCCUGAAUGAGGUUGUUCAAGCACAUGUUACAGAGCUUAGAACAAAGUGUGAGAGUAUCAAGAAGUCUGUUGUAGACACCAGGCAACAGAUGAAAAAAGAGGUUCUAGAAGCAGUGGCUAAAAUCACAGAAUAUUCACACCAGGUCAGCAAAGAUUCUGAGAGAAGACAUGUAAUCGUCAUUCAAAAAGCCGUUGAUCAAACGCAAGCAGGACUUGAAAAAGAGAAGGAGGUGCUCAGCAAACAGAUCUCUGAUCUUAAUGGACAGUUAGAGGUGGCUAAUCAAAAAUUGAUGGACCUUGAAUGCAAAGUCAGGGAGAAGGAGAGCAGUUCUGAGAUGCUCAAGUCUAAAUACCAACAAGACCUUGAGGAGGUAAAGACAAAGAUGGAAGAGGAUGAGAAGCAGAUGAUUGCAUCCAUGAAGAUGGAAUUAGAGAUGGAGAUCACAGACUUGGAAGCAAACAUAGAGGAGAAAGAGAAAGAAAUAAGGCAGCUCCAAAUAGAAUCUGUUCAGAGGCAGCAGGAAACGACUGCAAAGCUCCAAGAAGAGAAGCUGCAGGAACUUGAUAACCUGAGGAAGGAGAUGGGGGCAUUGCACAAGAGUGAGUUGAAUAAACUUGAAAUGGCAUUGCACAGCAGACAUGUUGACGAGUUUGCUGACUUUAAGAGAUCCAGUACAUUGCAGACGGAGAGUGAGUUAGAAAAACAGAGGAAGCAUUUGAUGGAGGAGCGCAGUGAAGUCAUUAAAACGAUGGAGAAAGAAGCCGAGGAGAGAUUGAGGACAGCUAGGGAAGAGAUGCAGGCAUCUUGUCAGAAGACACUGGAAGAAGAACAGAAGCAAGGUCUAGAUGCAAUGGAAAAGCAGAAGAAAGAGAUGGAGGAGAGAACCAAAGAAAUUAAUGAUCAAAAGAAGAAGCAUGAGGAAGAGAUGAGGAAAAUAGAAGACGAAUGGAAGGAAAAGUUCCUGAAGGAGUUCCGUGAGUUAGAGGAAUUGAAUGAGAGGAGGAUGGAAGAAGCAAGAAGGCAACAUGAAGUGGAGAUGGAAAGAAGACGGACGGAAGAAACAGAAGGUAUUGAGAGGAUAAAAAAGGAGAUGCAGAGCCAAUUUGAGACAAGACUUGCUGAGGUGACAUCCUCAAGGGACAAACAUGAAGCUCAAGUGCAGAACCUUCAAGAAGUUCUAUCACGACUCAAGGCGGAAACUUGUCAGAAGGAGGAGGAGCUUAAUGCUAAGUGGGCGGAGUCUAUCGCCGUGGAGAAAAGCAGUUGUGUGGAGGCUGCUGUGGAAGAGGAGAGGAAAGAGGGAGAGAAACGGUUAAGAGCUUUGAGGGAGAGACUGGAGGAGGAGAAACAAGAAGGUAUCAGGAUUGCAGUAGAGAUGGCCAAGUUUGAACAAAGCCAGAAUGAUGCAGAACAGACUGCAUCCAGUUCUUCUACCGAGAGCACAUCUUCCAUGGCUUCCACCAGUCUAUCGGCUAGCCAACAACAGGUGUCUUUCAACAAGGCUAUUGCAAAGGUGGCUGCCACAAAGGAUAAACGUAUUGCAGAACUAGAGGCUAGAGAGAGGGAAUUGGUGGAGGAGCAGCACAGAUCUAAAGACACUAUUGAGAAGCUAUUGAUGGACAAGACUGACCUUGAUACGGAACUAAGAGCUGCCGUACUCAAGGCUCAAGAAAGGGAAUGGCAGGCCAUCAGGGAGAAAGAGAGACUUGAAGAAAGGAUGAGGAAGAGCGGGGAUCUUGCUGCAGGGAACGAAGAUGACAGGGGUAGUCCAGCUGAGAUGGUAGUUUCUACACAAAGUGAUGGUCUGAUGGAGGUUACUGAAACCAGAGACCAACUCAAAGCUUUACUUCAUACCAAGGAACAAGAAUGCAGCACCCUCAAAAGACAACUGAUCCACAUGAGAACAUCAUCACCGGGUGGUAGGAUGGAGAAAGUUGCUAUCUCAGAUAUCAGUCUUGGAGAUUUGGUGUUCAUCUUUUUUCAAGAAGGACAGGAGAACUUCAUGGUGUACAGUCUAGAACCAACCCUGUAUUUCCUACACACUGAAUCACUGAGUGCUCUAGGUCUCAGAUCAAAGGGACAAGCUGUAGCAAAGUUCAGUUGGAUCAUUGCUCGUAUUACUGAUAAGGAAUACUGCCAAGCUAAGAAGGCCCAGAAUAGAUUCAAGGUUGCAGUAGGUACCAAGUUCUACCGCGUCAAGGCAAUACGCUACGACCCGAAAGUGGAGCAUGUCCCUCGGAAGUGAUCAAUAUACGUUGUUAGUCUAUUCACUCCAAGAAUCUUAAUACCCUCUCACAGGCAAAAUUUUCCUUAACCCCAUAAUAUAGGUGGGGUCAAUUGGCAAGUUAGCCCUACCUAUAUAGUACAGGGUUAAGCUUAGCCCUCUUUCUAUUCCUGUAACCUUUAUGCAAAGUGGGCCUACCCCACUUAAAGUAUGGGAUUGUUUGGUCCUGGAAAAUAUCAGGGUUAGCCAAGCAAAUUUAGCCGGGCAGUUGUGGCAUUAAGUUUUGGGUUAAGAGUCAUCAUGAGAAAAGAAACCCGGCCAAGGCAAGGACAGUGUUUGAUGUAUGCCAUCAGGGCAACUGAGCCAGCACUAUCGUCAGAGAUAAGAGCUCAUUAAUAGCUACUGCUAAUAAUAGCUGGUUUAUGUAACGCUUUUUGCCUUUGAGGAUACAAAGAACUGCUAUUAUUACCCCGGCUUUAGCUCGAGCUACCAUCAUCAGCGCUCAGUGCAUUCAAGGAAUUAAUCCUUACGGUUACCCAUUC
Messenger RNA from Lytechinus variegatus (green sea urchin), 5361 nucleotides. RefSeq names its product RB1-inducible coiled-coil protein 1-like (gene rb1cc1). Gene Ontology annotation, molecular function: protein kinase binding; molecular adaptor activity. The coding region runs from base 374 to 4840 and encodes 1488 amino acids. The record is from RefSeq and is a predicted model, not a curated record. Gene Ontology annotation, cellular component: Atg1/ULK1 kinase complex; phagophore assembly site membrane; extrinsic component of membrane. The transcript is spliced from 20 exons. Gene Ontology annotation, biological process: autophagosome assembly; autophagy of peroxisome; positive regulation of protein phosphorylation. NCBI's taxonomy places the organism in Eukaryota, Metazoa, Echinodermata, Echinoidea, Temnopleuroida, Toxopneustidae.